AUUCUCAUGAACGCAACUUUUCUCCACCCAAGAGCGUCGCAUCCCCCACGGACACCAGCUUGUCCCAAUGGGAACUGCCCGAAAUCCCCAAUUCGUCUCUAGGCCUCAGCGAGCACACGGUCACCAGCCUAUCUUCUUGGAGCGAGGAUGACACGAUGUAUGCUGCGGCUGCGGCGGAGCCAGAGGCACCGCCCCCUCCUCCCAAGCCUGUUUAUCUGCCAGAACUGGACAGCGACCAGCUGAUGGCACUCUGGGGUUCUGUCGGCACCCGCGUGCUCCAAGCUGCCUUGCAGCUGGCUGAGCAAAGCAAACGCGCAGUGAUCGGUGACGGAUCAGGAGACGGCUUUGUCCACGCCACGUUGGACAUGGUCCCUUCCGCGCGCAAACCGGUUUCCCCGCACGUCUAUGGUUACCUGAUAUUCUCUAUGUCGGGUCCUUCCCUCCAACGCCGCACGAGCGAUAUUAUGGAAGGCGACGUGGCCGUGAUCGCUGAUGCCGAGUUCAGGGGCCGCAAGGGCCUUGUGCCAUAUCAUCAGCAUGUGGGAAGUCUUGCAGACCCACUGGUGGGAGUUGUACAUGAGUUUGAGCCGAAGAACGGGAAGAUGAGGUUGUUGACUGCGAGCGUGCACCCUAAUCAUUAUCCGACAAUAGAGUCCCAGAGUUUCCGCCUUGACGACCUUAAACAAGGAUUCUUUAAGGUAUAUCGGGUUGCCCAAGCGUGAUCGUUUCUUCCAAACCGGUCUUGUGUAUUUUGCCUCAGUGUCUCAAUGUGCCCCCGCACGCGAUCUCUCGUUAUUCCCUCUCACGAUAUCGACGCGUCGUUCCCUAUCCUAUCCUUAUGACAGCUCGGACGGAGCUUGGUUACCUUGUCUUUGCUCACAUCGCAGAUUGCUUCCUUCAUCCGCAUUCCCCUCCUUUUACCCUCGCAUCGUUUCCUUUGAUUAACCCGUCAUGUGUAUACGAC
Messenger RNA from Dacryopinax primogenitus, 964 nucleotides. RefSeq lists its product as uncharacterized. Bases 156 to 722 code for a protein of 188 amino acids. The record is from RefSeq and is a predicted model, not a curated record. Lineage: Eukaryota; Fungi; Basidiomycota; Dacrymycetes; Dacrymycetales; Dacrymycetaceae. The transcript has 3 exons.